AUGGUUUCAAAAGGGCAAGCAGUUGUUGAGGAGCGGCCAAUCGAUGCGAAGCGUCCUCUGAGAGUCAUUUGUGUAGGGGCAGGUAUCUCGGGGAUCAUUACCGCAAUCCGAUUUCCUCAGCGAAUUCCCAAUCUGGACCUCCAAAUCUACGAAAAGAAUACAGACAUCACGGGGACGUGGUUCGAGAACAAGUACCCAGGUUGUGCGUGCGACAUCCCAGCUCACACCUACCAACUUACAUUUGAGCCAAACCUGGAAUGGCCGCAGUUCUACGCGAAGGGUGAGGAUAUUUACAAAUACUGGAAGAAGGUCGCCGACAAAUAUAAUUGCAACAAGUACAUAAAGCUGCAACACCAGGUCGUGGAGGCUAGGUGGUUAUCUGAGGUAUCCAAAUGGCAAGUGAUGGUGAAAAAUAUUGCGUCUGGCACUGUAUUCGAGGAUUAUUGCGAUGUAUUUCUAUCUGCCAGCGGAGUUUUGAAUGACUGGAAGUGGCCGUCCAUACCAGGUCUUCAGAAGUUCAAAGGUAAGCUGCUGCACAGUGCCAGUUGGGAUCAGAGUUACGAUUAUUCGGGAAAGCGGGUAGCGGUCGUUGGUUCUGGAUCAAGUGCCAUCCAAAUUGUGCCUUCCAUGCAGCCGAUUGUCGAGCAUAUGGACCAUUAUGUUCGGGGGAAAGCGUGGAUAUCGACUACUUUCGCCGCAGAAAAGGUAAACGAACGUGGGGCCGGUCUUGAUAAUUUUUCCUUCACGGAAGAGGACAUUGAAAGCUUCACACAGUCCCCCUCAACAUACCAGAAAUUCCGCAAGGACAUUGAACUUGAGUUGCAAUCCGGACACGCCGUAACCCUACGCGACUCGAGCGCGCAAGUCCAAGCCCUAGCAGACUUUACGGAGAAAAUGAGGGCUCGACUUUCGAAAAAGCCAACUGUCAUUGACCAAAUAAUGCCUAAUUUCCCACCCGUCUGCAGACGUCUGACACCUGGACCUGGAUACCUAGAAGCAUUGGUUCAACCGAAUGUUGAUGUGAUCUCCGCUCCAAUCCAAGAAGUUACUGAAACCGGAAUUGUCACAAGCGAUGGUUCGGUAAGAGAGGUUGAUAGCAUUGUUUGUGCGACUGGGUUUGAUACUAGUUUCAGCCCCAGAUAUCCAAUAUAUGGGGUUAACGGUGUCAAACUGUCUGAUAAAUGGAGCGUAGUUCCAGAAACAUACUUGUCGGUGGCUGCAGCUGGUUUCCCAAACUAUUUCAUGUACUUGGGACCUAACAGUGCACUGGGAACAGGGAAUUUACUGGUCCUAAUCGAGAGGAUGGCAGAUUAUUUCACCGAUGUCGUGGCGAAGAUGCAACGCGACGAUAUUUCAGCUAUCACAGUGAAAGAGGAGAGUGUCAGAAACUUUGUACAGCACUGUGAUAAGUAUUUCGAGAGAACAGUCUUCACGAUGAAUUGUCGAAGUUGGUACAAAGGUGGAACUGAGGAUGGGAGAGUUUCUGCUCUAUGGCCAGGCUCCUCACUUCAUGCCAUGGAAACCUUGGCACAUCCAAGGUGGGAGGAUUACGAGUACAUCCAUCGAAACGGGAAUCCAUUUGGCUGGUUUGGAAACGGGUGGACAGAGAAUGAGAUCAACCAAAACAUCAAUGUCGAUUAUCUGAACGAGGAGAAUAUCGAUUAUCCUCUGGUUAGGAAGGCGAUUAUCAAUGGGGAUCAGAACGUGAACGGUCAUGCUUUGGAGAGUGAUGCUCUAUGGUUAAAUGGGAAGUUGUGA
This is a messenger RNA of Venustampulla echinocandica, 1758 nucleotides long. RefSeq lists its product as uncharacterized. The record is from RefSeq and is a predicted model, not a curated record. Bases 1 to 1758 code for a protein of 585 amino acids. The transcript is spliced from 6 exons. Gene Ontology annotation, molecular function: NADP binding; N,N-dimethylaniline monooxygenase activity; flavin adenine dinucleotide binding. NCBI's taxonomy places the organism in Eukaryota, Fungi, Ascomycota, Leotiomycetes, Helotiales, Pleuroascaceae.